UGCUGGCUUCUGAUUGGACGCGUGCACUAACGCUCAAUCUAGCCAAUCAGAAGUCAGCAACAUUGUUAUAUAUUCGCCGCUGCAGUAGUAAGAGGCAUAUGUGUCUUGAACGUGAUAUUAUUUUCGGAAGUCAUUGUGAAGAUGUCUGGACGCGGAAAAGGUGCCGGUAAAGCCAGAGCUAAGGCCAAGAGCCGCUCUUCCAGGGCUGGAUUGCAGUUUCCCGUGGGCCGUGUGCACAGGCUGCUCAGGAAAGGAAACUACGCUGAGCGCGUUGGUGCUGGAGCCCCCGUUUAUCUAGCCGCAGUGCUUGAGUACUUGACCGCUGAGAUCCUGGAGUUGGCCGGGAACGCUGCACGGGACAAUAAGAAGACCCGUAUCAUCCCCCGCCACCUGCAGCUGGCCGUCCGCAACGACGAGGAGCUCAACAAGCUGUUGGGAGGAGUGACCAUCGCCCAGGGAGGCGUGCUGCCCAACAUCCAGGCCGUGCUUCUGCCCAAGAAGACCGAGAAGGCCAAGUAAAUCUGCUUCUCCAAACCAACCAAACAACGGCUCUUUUAAGAGCCACCCACUUGUGGAAAAAAAAAGCAUCAUGUUCUAUUAUAUCUUACCAGACUCUUUUUAGUUAAUAGAUCAUUUGCUUAUGGAGAUGACGCAUGCCCCAAGUAUUUAAAUAAAUACUUG
Boleophthalmus pectinirostris (great blue-spotted mudskipper) is the source of this 681-nucleotide messenger RNA. RefSeq names its product histone H2A-like. Gene Ontology annotation, cellular component: nucleosome. The record is from RefSeq and is a predicted model, not a curated record. Bases 142 to 519 code for a protein of 125 amino acids. The transcript has a single exon. NCBI's taxonomy places the organism in Eukaryota, Metazoa, Chordata, Actinopteri, Gobiiformes, Gobiidae. Gene Ontology annotation, molecular function: DNA binding; protein heterodimerization activity; structural constituent of chromatin.